Messenger RNA from Styela clava, 4714 nucleotides. NCBI's taxonomy places the organism in Eukaryota, Metazoa, Chordata, Ascidiacea, Stolidobranchia, Styelidae. The record is from RefSeq and is a predicted model, not a curated record.
AUGCUUUGUUUGUCAGCAAUCCACUCAGCACACUUUGCACCGGAGAAGGUGAUCGAAAUCACAUCAUGGUCACCAGAUUCAUCACCUGCACCAUUACGAUCCCAGAUUCAGAUGCCUAAAAUGAUGAAAAUUGUUAAGGAAGCAUUCAAAGGAAUGAAACGAAAUCCUAAAGCCACGGUCUUUGGUGUUGACUUCUCUAUUGCAGCAACUGAUUCACAGGACGGCAUCCCAGUUCUCAUUAAAAGAUGCGUUGCUGAAAUCGAUAACCGGUGGUUGACUGUUAAGGGAAUUUAUCGAGUCAAUGGCGUCAAAAACAGGGUGGAAAAAUUAUGUACAUUGCUUGACUCUCCGAAUUGUGCAAGAGCUGAUCUUUCUGAACAAAUGCCGCACGAUGUCAGUGGAGUGUUGAAAUUUUUCCUGCGUCAAUUACCUGAACCGUUGUUAUUGCAUCGACUCUAUAAUGAGUUUCUAGAGGUUGCCAAGGAAUACACAGAAGUUGUCAAAGAAAGCAAAAUAGCAGAAUCCGCUCCUCAAACUGGAGAUGAUGCUGAUUUCGAUGAUGAGCGAGUGCAAUCACUCCCUGAGCAAGAACAAGAAGAUAGAACUGUUCGAUUGUUCGCAACUCUUGACAAGAUGCGAGAUGUCAUAGAAAAGUUACCUGACGCUAAUCGAAAUACGCUACAGUUUAUUGUAGCUCAUUUGUCAAGAAUUGCUGGGUUUCACAAUAGUAAUAAGAUGACUGCAAGUAACCUGGCAAUCAUUUUUGGACCAACGUUGUUGAGGCCUGUCCAUGAAGCUGGAAAAGAGCUACAAUCAUUACUUGAUCUGCCAAGUCAAUCUCACGCCAUAGAAAUGUUAAUCACACACAGGAAUCGAAUAUUCGAUACAUAUGCUCAAAAAGCUCGAAUUGAAGAAAAUAAAGAUCAAGUAAAAAACCAAAGCAGCGUUGAGAUUGAUGAAUUCCAGUUGGAAGACAAUCAUGAGGCAGCAGAUAACAGCUCUUCCUCGCCCCAGGACUCAAAAUCACUGCCACCCCCGUCUCAUAUGUCCACUGUCUCCUCAUCAUCGUCCGGCGAUCUUCUUGCAAAUGACCAAGUGCAUUUGACUCUGGAUGGUCAUUCCACCAGUGCGACAUCAUCUUCUGGUGAUAUGUCAGCGAUUGCGCCGGAGGAUUCUGCUCAGUCUGGACAGAAAGACAGUUUUUCUGGCGAUAGCGCGCAGAUCGGCCAAUCGAAUGGUAGCAUGAAUAUGAUUGACGGCGGGAGAACGAUCAUUUCACAUAGCUCUGGUAUAACGAAGAGAUCUUCCCCGAACGGUGUUUCGGGAGAGGGACUCCGUGAUUUCCUUAAUGGACGAAAUACCAUUCGAGUCGAUAUUUCAGACACGCCAUCAACUGCCAACGAACCACACCCUGUCCCCGGCAACACAACAAGCCACCAAUCGAGACCGUCGACACUCCCUUCCGGACGAAGAUCUGGACUUGGGGCCACUUCAGAUGACCAGGGGCACACCAUUACGAAGGGACAUACGUCACCAUCAUCUUUAUCGCCACCGGAGACGGGCCAGUCACGAGCCAGGAGUCCUGGACAAGGAACAGAAUUAAACGAAUCUGGAGAAUUUAUCCCUAUUGCUCCGGUUCGUUCAAAGUCAAAAAGAAGGUCGUCUGAUAAAAAUAAAGCUCCGGACAUACCAGAGAUUCACAAAGCAACCGCAAAACCAGUAUCCCCACAUCGACCACGAAGUACCAAUAUUACUGGUAUAAUAAGCCGUCCACAUCCAGAAAAACAUGACAUCAGUAGUUCCAGUUUGAAUGAGAUAGAUACGCGUAGGGCGAGUGUUGCUGCGUUCCCAUCCACAGAUCCCGUCCCACAGGCAAGACAAAAACGUAGCUCAAUCGCUUCUCUGAUCCAUCCUACAGCAUACAAGUCACGAGAUGAUUCUAAAACGAAAACUUCUCUUACUACAGGAAGACGUUUGCCACAAUUACCGACCACAAAAUCAAAAUCAUCUGCCAGUCCUACUCGUUCCCAUCCCACCAAUAUCCCAGGAAGAACUCCACCUUUUAAUAAGAACCAAACUUGGUCUUUUGCCAAAACAGACAUUGCUAAUAUUAACGCAUCAAAGCAAGAUGGAAAAAAUCUUGGCGUGCAGAAGAAAAUUUUUCUCACCGAUGAAGAAGAGGAAGAAAUAUCUUUUUGCUGAGUUAGAUUUCUAACAGUUUCUUUUACCUUAACUUGUUUAUCUACAGAAUUGUGAGAGAAUCUUAUUAACACCAAAUCUGUAUUUUUUAUUAAAUUCUAUUGAUAUUCUCAUAAUUUAAAAGUUUGAAAAAGGCUUUUUUGUCAUGGUUAAUCUCACUUUAUAUCCAUUAUAUUUGUGUAUUAAUGAUCUUUACUAUGAGAACUAGGAAAUUUUAUGAGGUAAUCUGAUAUUGGGCCACAAUAUUUUUCUAUGCUGGUAAAUGGUGUUCAGCUUGCAAUCAAUAGACCAAAUAAAUAAUUUUUGUCAUUCCACAUAAAAGUAUUUUCAAUUAUUGAUAAAGCAAAGUCAAAGAGUAGAGAAGAAAAAUAUUUUCGGAGAUACCCAAUAUGCUGUCGGAUUCGACAUCAGACAUCUUGAUUCGCUAAUUCAUUCUCGAUGAUAUAAAAUUUAAUAAUCCAUCACACGCAUAAAUCAUGCUCUACAAAUAUUAUAGUCUCGUGUAAUUUUGAAUAUAAACUUUAAGUAUGCAGAUUUUGAAUUUUGGCUCUGAAUCAGUAUCAGCAUUGGAAACUCCUGCUAAAAAAAUUGAUUCCUACAGUCUGAUAUUUUUGCCACAAUGUUUUACCUCAAUAUCAUUUUCCCUGUCAAAAUUCUGUUAAUAGAUCAUAAAAAGUUCCAAGAUGUUUCAUGCAUAUUGUCAGAUGUUUUUAUUAUUAUUUUAUCUGUAAGAAUUCGGUGACCAAAAAUUAUAUUCAUAUAAUUUAUAAAGAACUGAAGUUCAAAUGGCAUGUUGUCAAAAAGCAUAGACUGGUGGCCACCUAUUGUAGUAUUAGAUAUGACUUUAUAUGGGCCAAUACUUUUAAUAUUGUCUAUUCAGCCUUUUAUUGCAUAUAAACAUCAGUGUAAAGUGAAAAUGUCCAUUCCUUUUGACUUUGCCAACCACGUUCUCAUCAUAUUAAUGCUUUUAUUGUUUGCAUAAUUUUAGUAAAUUCCCAUCCAUAGCCCAAAUUGCCUUUCCCAGUUAAAUAUUAUUUACAUUAUCUGAUAAUAUUAUCGUUGAUUUCUGUUAUUGAUAUAUUUUCACUCAUUAUUUUUAUAUUCUUACCAUAUUUCUUCUCUAUCCUAAUUAUUUCUUAUACACGAAUCUUACUUUUCAUAUGAAUUGUGAGCUAUGGCAUCGCUUGAGGAAAUCGUGGAUAUCGUCAGAAAAUUUUAAUAAAAUAACCUCAUGUGCACAAUCCUGCACUCCAGAAGUGUGUGUAUCAAUUUGGAGUUAACUAAUUUUGUUAGCUUACUUUGCAUCAACUUGUGUAAAGGAACGGAAUCCUAUGGGCAGGGUGUGUGUUCACUUGGCCAACACCAACAGUCCCUGAACUCACAGUAGAACUAGGAUAAGGAAAAUCAGAAUAAAAUUAUGACCUAAGCCUAACCUGGUACACACACUAUGGGAGUACCAACAAUCCUGCUGAUAUUAUUUAAAAACUGUUUUCCUCAAAAUUUGUAUUAUAUCUCGAUUCAAACCUAAACAGGGAUUGUUAAAAGUGUUAUUGGGAAGGUGUUUAACAAAUUUAACAGAGUCCACAUAUCCCGAGGCAGAUACCUGCUGUACUUCUUAUGUAAGACCCUUUUUCGCCUAGUUACUAAUUUAAAAAAAUCAGUGUGCUUCUGCCAUAGAUUUUUUGACUUGAAACUAUGAUGUAUUGAGUGACUAACGAUGCCAGCCACAGCUUUCAUUAAUAUGUGUUACUUUUUCUGGUUCAUUGUCGCUAUUUUGCAAGCAGUAUUUUCUAUCGCAGUGUUUAAAUAAAAAAGUUGAUGUUACCGCCCAAAUCUAGUUUAAUGCCUGAUUGUAAUGUUUUUAAAUGUUUAUUUUAGCAAAUAUUUUCUUCUUCAUUAUGAUAGUGGUAGUAAAUAGCAAAUAUGUAUCGUUAUUCGUUUGGAUGAUACUUUCAUUCAUAUUCAUACAUAAAUAUGCAUCUUAUAAGCUGCAUCAGCUUAUGUAGAAUCCAUUUUACAACUCUCUUGGGCUUUUUUGAUUUGAUCAUGGUGCUAUUUAUUGCAAAAAUAUUUCUACCAUCUACUUUUUCAGAUGGAAUUUUUCUGCAACCUUAGAUAUUCAUUUGGCCUUGGUUCUGAUAUAUACAAUAAAAUUGGCAUUACUGAUUGGCUGCAUACAAACCAUAGUUACCAGUAUUUCCAACAAAUAAGAUUGGUUUAGAUUGUGGGUCUUUGAUGUCUGGAUAUUUUAUUUGCAUACUUCGGUCUUGCAACACCCUAUAAAUGUUUUCUGCAUUUGAUUUGUUUAUGUUGUUUGAAGCCAGUGCAUUACUGGAUAUUCAAAGCUUCUAAUAAUGUCUUAUUUAUGAUUUUUUGACUAAAAGGAGGAUUUCAGUGUUUGAAGUUAUAAGAAUGUUGGAUUGGGCAUCAUUCAUUGAUUUUAGUUUAUGAAGUUAUCAGUGUUUAAUUGGUCGCCGUCCCGCGAAAUAAACACAUUUGAUAUAUGCUUCUUUCA